Rosa rugosa (rugosa rose) is the source of this 3182-nucleotide messenger RNA. Its product is annotated as protein FAR1-RELATED SEQUENCE 5-like. The transcript has 2 exons. The record is from RefSeq and is a predicted model, not a curated record. NCBI's taxonomy places the organism in Eukaryota, Viridiplantae, Streptophyta, Magnoliopsida, Rosales, Rosaceae. The coding region runs from base 734 to 1783 and encodes 349 amino acids.
GUGAAAUCAAACACAGAGAAGAAAAGAAAAAUAGGAAUAAGAAGAGCAAAAAUGGUGUGUUUCGCUACCUCCCCAAAUUUUUGUGCUUUACUCUAAAAUCAGAAACUACUGAAGGGAAGGGGAGCUUCGAUAUGGAGGUGAAGCAUGAAACGCAUCAUCUUUACUUACUCUGUUCUGAUUCAAUACCGUCGAGCAUCUCGACCUUCCCUUGAUUCUCAAAUAUAUUGGAAUUUGAUCAUCUGGCCGUCAUUUCUAUUUUGCUCCCCCAAAGUUGCCCAGGUCCUCCCAAAAUAACAACAACAAAGACCCAACUUCGGCAAAUUCUUCGAUCUUUCACUUUUCCACAAUUUCUCUGUGGGAUGAUGAUUGUUAGUUCCUAAUUAUACAUGGUUCUUAAUUGAUUUCGUUGUUUGACUCCAUUAACACUGAAAAGAUUGAAUUUUUUAUUACCUCCUACCUUUGUUAGAUUGUCCUUCUUCUUUUUGUUUUGGAUGUCAAUUUAUAGCUCUGAAGAACGACUGGGUUCUUUCGUUUUGUGUUUCUGUUUUCAAAGUUCAGAACUUUUUCGAAACAUGGGAUAGUCUACUAUGAGGAAUAUAGGUAAAGGGUGCCGAUAAGGAUUUUGGCAGUGAUGAUGAACACGCCGCCCACCGGAGGCCGGCUCAGGGAGGCAGUGAAGGAUUAGAGAAGAUGAUGGAAUUUUGACUUCUUGGAAUUUUCUUUAAACCAACCGAUGACUGACACGUAUUUCGUCCGCGUUUUUCCAACUACACUGACGUCCUCUUCUGAUCGCUGCUGCUUAACCAUGAAUCUCUUUCUUUCUCCUGUUACAAAGAAUAUAGUAUGUAUAAAUAAUGAGCUGUUAAGUGGUAGAGAAGUUGCUUUUCCAGAUGAGGAUGAAUUCGGUUUGCAAGGUUAUGACAAGUUCAGUUUGCUGGGUGAGAAUGGAAUUGAUUUGCAAGGUGAGGAAGAAGAUGAUUUAGUAAGUGAGGAUGAAGUUGAUGUGCAAACUGAGGAGACUUUUCAAUGUAAUGAUUCUUCUUUAAGUUCAAAUGAAGACAAACAGAAGAAAGAAGAACUAUAUAUCGGAAUGGAGUUUAGUUCUGAUGAGAGCGCGUAUAAAGCUUAUGCUAAAUAUGGAGGAAAAUCUGGUUUCAAUGUGAGAAAACAACGAAAGAAGAGAAACAACAAGGGUUUGGUUGUAAGGUUGCUUUAUUGUUGCUCAAAAGAAGGUUACCGAAAGACCAGAACAAAGAGGGAAACAUCUUAUUCAUUACCAGUUACAAGGGUCGGUUGUAAAGCCCAUAUGAGUUGCUAUCGUCAAAGCAACGGAAAAUUCCAGAUUGUGUCGUUUGAGACAAAUCACAAUCAUGAGUUGAUUAAAACACCUAUGAAGCAUAUGUUAAAGAUUAAUCGAAGUUUCUCUAAAGCUCAAAAAGAACAUGCUGAUGAUGCUGAGAUGUUAGGAAUUUCAGCAAAAGCAACAGUUGGAUUGAUGAGUAGAGAAGUUGGGGGACGAGAGAAUCUUGGUUUUAUGGAAAAGGACUAUCGGAAUUACAUACAUCGAAAGCGAAGGGUGAAGAUGGAAAAAGGAGAUGCUGGAGCUAUAUUGCAAUACUUCCAAAAAAUGAAAGAGGAUAAUUCAUCUUCUUUUUAUUCAAUGCAACUUGAUGAGGAUGAUAUGAUCACGAAUAUUUUUUGGGCAGAUGAGCGUUCAGUAAGUGAUUAUGGUCUUUUUGGGGACGUCGUUUGUUUUGACACAACUUAUCAGACUACUGAAUAAGGUAGACCAUUUGCUCCAUUUGUUGGGGUCAAUCAUCAUAAGCAAACAGUGGUAUUUGGUGCAGCUUUAUUAUAUGAUGAAACCAUUGAGUCCUUUAAGUGGCUUUUUGAGACUUUUCUUGGAGCGAUGUCUGGAAAGCAACCAAAAACCAUACUUACAGACCAAUCUGCAGCAAUGGCUAGUGCAAUAGCAAAAGUAUUUCCUGUAACUUAUCAUAGACUGUGUUUGGCAUAUUUACCAAAAUGCAGCAAAGAGGUUAAGUCGUGUGUUUCACGGAUCAGAACAGUUUGCUCAUGAUUUUGGAAAGUGUGUAUAUGACUAUGAGGAUGAAGAUGAUUGGUUAUUGGCAUGGAGUAAUAUGCUCGAGAAACACAAUUUGAAGGAGGAUAAAUGGUUAAAGAAUUUGUUUGAUUUGAGAAAAAAAUGGGCAUUGGUAUAUGGGCAGCAUACUUUUACUGCAGAUAUGAUGAGUACACAACGUAGUGAAAGUAUGAAUAAUAUUUUGAAAAAAUACUUGAAGCCUAGUUAUGACCUGUUGUGCUUCUUUGAACACUAUGAGAGAGUUUUGGCUGAUCGACGAUAUGAAGAAUUAAUUGCUGACUUCAAGAUGAUGCAAACCUCUCCUGUGUUAUCUGCUAACGUAGAGAUGUUGCAACAUGCAGAGGAGGUGUAUACCCCAGAAGCUUUUAGACUCUUAUAGCAACAAUACACAAGUAUUGGUGAUUAUGUUGCUAAUAAAGUUAGCAAGUCUGAGAUGAAAUAUGAAUACAAAGUAUCUUAUCGUGGUGUUGCUCGAGAGCAUUUGGUAAAAUUUGAUGCUUCAGAGCAAACAAUAACUUGUAGUUGCAUGAAGUUUAAUUUUGUUGGGAUUUUAUGCCGUCAUGCAAUGAAAGUGUUGGAUAGGAAGAACGUAAGAAGAAUCCCUCCUACUUGCAUAUUAAAUCGAUGGAGUAAAGAAGCUAAGGCAAGAAGCAUCACUUGUUAUCAUGGACCAAAGACUAAUGAAAAUCUCAAGCAGUCGAUUGGAAAGCGGUACAGCCAUUUGUGAGAUUGCAUCCUUUGCUGCAGAACAUGAGGAAUUAACAAAGUAUGCAGAUGAAUAUGCCAUCGAGUUGCUUAAAAAUUUGAAAGAAAAGAAGAAGAAACUUUUGAAAGAAGAUGCAUGGGUGAUUCAAACUUCAGAUGUUGGAGCUUUGGAAGGUGAAGUAUCAAAUGCACGUGGAGUUAAAAGAAAAGCUACUGUUGGACGACCACGCGGUCGUCAUGGUAGAUUUAAAGGUGUUCUUGAAGGGAAAAAUUGUAAAGCCACAUUUAAAUCGUCAACAUCUGUAGCAAGUAAAGCCGCAAAGAAACAACUAUCCUUCCAGGUAUUUAUUUAACAAUUUGACAAACAAACUAA